Raphanus sativus (radish) is the source of this 1534-nucleotide messenger RNA. RefSeq names its product B3 domain-containing transcription factor VRN1. The transcript is spliced from 4 exons. Gene Ontology annotation, molecular function: DNA binding. Bases 313 to 1299 code for a protein of 328 amino acids. NCBI's taxonomy places the organism in Eukaryota, Viridiplantae, Streptophyta, Magnoliopsida, Brassicales, Brassicaceae. The record is from RefSeq and is a predicted model, not a curated record.
ACACGAGUGAAAAACUGAUUCAACUCACCGAGUCAAAGAAAAAACGCACACUCAACUCGCUGAAGCUACACAAGUUGCUUUUUUUUUUAAAUAUCAUUUUUAUUUUUACAUUUUUUUUUUGGUUUGGUUGGAUCACUCAGGCCAAGUGUAAAAGAAAAGAGAGAGAGAGACUACCUCUUUGACCAUAAUCAAAGCUUUUAUACAAAACUCUUCACAGAUCUGAAAGGGCUUCCCUCUGUCUCUGUCGCGUAUUCUCCGGCGUCCUUUCAUGAUCUGACUUUUUGUCUCUUCUCACUGUUUACUCUGAACAACAUGCCACGCCCUUUCUUCCACAAGUUGAUUUUCCCUUCCACUAUCCAAGAAAAACGUCUGAGAGUUCCAGAUAAGUUUGCAAGUAAAUUCAAGGACGAGCUAUCGGUUGCAGUUGCACUCACAGUACCUGAUGGUCAUGUUUGGCGUGUAGGACUAAGGAAAGCUGACAACAACAAGAUCUGGUUUCAAGAUGGUUGGCAAGAGUUUGUUGACCGUUACUCUAUCCGCACUGGAUACCUUUUGAUCUUUAGAUACGAAGGAAACUCUGCCUUCAGCGUCAGCAUUUACAACUUAUCACACUCCGAGAUCAACUACCAUUCCACCGGUCUCAUGGACUCUGCAGCACACAACCACUUCAAACGCCCAUGUUUGUUUGAAGACCUUGAAGAUGAAGAUGCUGAGACCACUGUACAUGCCAAUACAGGGCAUGCUAGUUCAGCCAUCCAGAGCUUCUUCGCUGGACCUGUUAAAGCCGAAGAGGCCACACCAACGCCAACUCUAAAAGUUACUAAAAAGAGAGGGAGGAAGAAGAAGAACGCUGAUCCUGAGGAAGUAAACUCAUCUGCUCCAAGAGAUGAUGACCCUGAGAGCCGUUCGAAGUUCUACGAGAGUGCUUCUGCGAGAAAGAGAACAGUGACUGCUGAAGAGAGAGAGAGGGCCAUCAAUGCAUCGAAAACGUAUGAGCCAACGAACCCUUUCUUCAGAGUUGUUCUACGACCAUCUUAUCUAUACAGAGGUUGUAUCAUGUAUUUGCCUUCUGGUUUUGCUGAGAAGUACUUGAGUGGGAUCUCGGGGUUCAUCAAGGUCCAGCUCGGGGAGAAACAAUGGCCUGUGAGAUGCCUAUACAAAGCAGGGAGAGCUAAGUUCAGUCAAGGUUGGUAUGAGUUUACUGUGGAGAAUAACUUAGGAGAAGGUGAUGUCUGCGUGUUCGAGCUGCUAAGAACCAGAGAUUUCGUUCUCCAAGUGACGGCUUUUCGAGUCAACUGAGUAUGUAAGGUACUAUGGUGUAGGGUGUCGUUUUCUAUCUAUGUGCGCAUUGCGUUAGUUUCUCUUUUCUUGCUGGUGUGGAUAAGUUAAAACCUCUUCAGAGUGAAACUAAAAUUGUUUGUGUAAGUUAGGGUUAAGAUGUUUUUUGGAAAUUUGUAAAUCCCUAAUCUCCACAAGUUUGGUGUUGAAACGUGUGUCCCAAGAAAGAUGUUAUGAUGAAGAUGGGUUUGUUGUU